Molecule: messenger RNA, 6940 nt
Organism: Mauremys mutica (yellowpond turtle)
Lineage: Eukaryota; Metazoa; Chordata; Testudines; Geoemydidae
Gene: MSH4
Product: mutS homolog 4
Exons: 20
Coding region: 34-2859 (941 amino acids)
Biological process (GO): reciprocal meiotic recombination; mismatch repair
Cellular component (GO): nucleus
Molecular function (GO): ATP-dependent DNA damage sensor activity; ATP binding; mismatched DNA binding
Source: RefSeq, a predicted model, not a curated record
UUGUGUGUGGCCUCUGGUGCCGGCGCUGAGGGGAUGCUGCGGGGAAGCGACGAGAGGAGGCCGGCAGGGCGGGAGGAGGCCUCGGCUUCGACCUCCUAUUCGGGCCGCUGUUCGUCCUCGUCCGGGGCGGAGCACCUGUCCCGCUACCACCUCGGGCUGCUACAAACCCCGCUGAGCACGGCGGGCAGCGCCGGCGGCCGCUCGGGCGGUGGAGCGGAGCCGGCCGGCCCCCAGCGAGAGGCAAACUCCGUCGGCAGAGGCGUCACCCCAGCGCCGGGGCUGCAGCUGGUCUCUGCGGCAGCAGGAGAUUCAUACUUUGGGGACAAGAGUUCGUAUGCAGAAAAUGUUAGCACAAUGAAUUUUACAAGCUCUUCUUCUGCAAGAGGACUGAAUAGUGCCUGGAUAGGAAAAACACCCCUCUCAUCUAGUAGAUCAGGUUGUAGAAGCAGGACUCCUCUCAUGGGAUAUUCAGUUACAUCCUCAUCUGCUGUCUCUGCUCAUUUGGUUGCAUCCAUUAUUGUAGCUGUAGUAGAAGGGAGAGGACUUGCCAGAGGUGAAGUAGGAAUGGCUAGUAUUGACUUAAAAAAUCCUGAAGUGGUAUUAUCCCAAUUUGCGGACAAUACAACCUAUGCUAAGGUUAUCACAAAACUCAAGAUUUUAACACCAUUAGAAAUAAUAAUGUCAAAUACCGCUUGUGAUACAGGGAAUACAACCAAAUUGUUCAGUUUGAUAACAGAAAAUUUCAAGAACGUGACUUUUACUACUGUCCAAAGAAAAUACUUCAAUGAAACAAAGGGCUUGGAAUAUAUAGAACAGUUGUGUACAUCUGAAUUCAGCACUGUUCUAAUGGAGGUUCAGUCCAAGUAUUAUUGUCUAGCAGCUGUUGCAGCUUUGCUAAAAUAUGUUGAAUUUAUUCAAAAUUCAGUUUAUGCUCCUAAAUCGCUCAAGGUUCGUUUCCAGGGAAGUGAGCAAACUGCUAUGAUAGAUUCAUCAUCAGCCCAAAAUCUAGAAUUGUUAACUAACAAUAGAGAUUCUCGGAAUGGUCACACUCUUUUUGGCGUUCUAAAUUAUACUAAAACUCCAGGUGGAAGCCGAAGACUUAGGUCUAAUAUCCUGGAGCCUCUGGUUGAUGCUGAAACAAUUAACACAAGAUUGGAUUGUGUUCAGGAACUACUCCAGGAUGAGGAGCUCUUUUUUAGUCUUCAGGCAGUGAUUUCAAGAUUCCUGGAUACUGAACAACUUCUUUCAAUUUUAGUACAAAUUCCAAAGCAAGAUACAGUUAAAGCUGCUGAAUCAAAAAUAACUAAUUUAAUCUAUCUGAAGCAUACUUUGGAACUUGUGGAUCCUCUAAAGGCUGCUUUGAAAAGCUGCAAGACACAUCUAUUAAAGGCAUAUUACAGUUCUCUGGAAGACAAAAGGUUUGGAAUCAUACUUGAAAAGAUUAAAACUGUCAUUAAUGAUGAUACAAGAUACACAAAAGGAUGCCUGAAUAUGAGGACCCAGAAGUGCUAUGCAGUCAGGCCAAAUAUCAAUGAAUUCCUUGAUAUAGCUCGUAGAACAUACACAGAGAUUGUAGAUGACAUAGCAGGAAUGAUAACACAGCUUGGAGAAAAAUACAACCUACCUUUGAAGAUGAGUUUCAGUUCUGCUCGUGGAUUUUUUAUCCAAAUGAAUGCAGAAUGUGCAGCAUUACCUAAUGGUCAGCUUCCUUCAGAAUUUACAAAGAUUACUAAAAUGAAAAAUGCAUAUAGCUUUACUUCAGCAGACUUAAUUAAAAUGAAUGAAAGAUGCCAGGAGUCUUUGAGAGAAAUUUAUCACAUGACCUACUUGAUAGUGUGUAAACUACUGAGUGAAAUCUAUGAACAUAUCCAUUGCCUAUACAAACUCUCUGAUACUGUGUCAAUGUUGGAUAUGUUGCUGUCAUUUGCCCAUGCCUGCACUCUUUCUGACUAUGUUCGUCCAGAAUUUACUGAUACCUUAGCAAUCAAGCAGGGAUGGCAUCCCAUUCUUGAAAAGAUAUCUGUGGAAAAACCUGUUUCUAAUAACACGUAUAUCACAGAAGGCAGCAAUUUUAUCAUUAUUACAGGACCAAAUAUGAGUGGAAAAUCAACUUACCUGAAACAGAUUGCGCUCUGUCAAAUUAUGGCACAGAUUGGUUCUUAUGUCCCAGCAGAAUAUUCUUCUUUUAGAAUUGCUGAGCAAAUUUUCACUAGAAUUGGUAUGGAUGAUGAUAUAGAAACAAAUUCAUCAACAUUCAUGAAGGAAAUGAAAGAGAUAACAUAUAUCAUACAAAAUGCUAAUGACAAAUCACUCAUCAUAAUUGAUGAACUUGGGAGAGGUACCAGUACUGAAGAAGGUAUUGGCAUUUGUUAUUCAGUGUGUGAAUAUCUACUGAGUUUGAAGGCAUUUACUCUAUUUGCUACACAUUUCCUGGAACUGUGUCACAUAGAUGCUUUAUAUCCCAAUGUGGAAAACAACCAUUUUGAAGUGCAACAUGUGAGAAACAGUGCUGGAAAUAAGGAAAAAAUUACUUAUACUUACAUACUUUCGAAAGGACACACAGAGGAAAAAAACUAUGGAUUAAAAGCUGCAGAAGUUUCUUCUCUACCACCAUCAAUAAUUUUGGAUGCAAAGGAGAUCACAACUCAUAUUGCUAGACAAAUUUUGCAAAAGCAAAGAACCACUCCUGAGACAUUAAAACAGAGGGCUGUAUACCAUCUAGCAACAAGGCUGGUUCAGACUGCAAGGAACUCUCGAUUGGAUCCAGACAGUUUGCGAAUAUUCUUGAAAGGCCUGAAAAAAAAGUAUGAAGCUGAUUGUCCUGUGUCUGGACAAGCACAAACUGAAGAUGGACAGUAAUUUAUAGCUUACACUGAUGGACUAAUUUAUUUGGUGAGGGCCAGAAUAUUUAUUUUCUGUAUCACUGACAUGUAAUGUUUUUUAUUUUUUAAAAUCUUUGAUUCUCAUCAUAAAUUAUAUUCACUACUGAAGCACCACAUUCUCUAUAUGUGGGUAUAAAUAGUUAUUCCUCUGAAGAAUUUUUUUGGAGCAAAUUUUAAACAGAAGCAUUUAUUUUGUAUAAAUAGUAUAACUAUGAAACAAUUUUUUUCCAUAUGACUCUUGAUAUGUCAGUAAUGGCCAAAAGUCCCUAUAUUUUUAAGAACAGCAAAAGCAAAGAGAUUCUGAAGAGAUUGAGGGUAGGGGGCCCCACUCCAUUUUGCUAGAGCUUGGUGGAGACACUACUCCAACUCUUCUCUAGCAACAGAUGACGGUGAAAGGUUUAUUUCAAAAUAGAAAAUUAAACCUUUUACAGAGUCUGUCAGUACAUCUCUCUACCUCCUGGAGCUGGAUUAAAUCCUUCUAAGAUGCAUGGCCCCAGUAUGGAGAGAAGGAAUGGAUCAAACCAAAGACAGGGAGUUGUGGUAGGCAGACAACUUAUUUGCUCUUCCUGGAUAUAACUCCCUGGAAAAUGAGGUGUUGUUUUGGCCUUCCACCAAAUGACACCUGUCUGUGGAAUAGGUCAAUCAACAGCAAAGCCAGCAUCCUUGGCCUUUUUACAGAAAAUUGCACAUACAUUGACAUGGUUAAGCUUUUAGCAUUCCUGUUGCCUAAACAUUAAAGGAAUCUCAUUAACAUUAAAACUACAUUUGACUGAACAUGCUUUUCAUGUACUACAGUUACAAGCAACAUCUAAGAUUACUUCUUUAUAAUUAUGACAAAGACUAGAAAAAGUAUUAUUUCAGCUCUGUCUUUUCUGUUUGUUUUUUUGUGCAUUUGACAACACUUUAGUCACUUCACUCAAAUGUAGAUGGCUAGUUUUUCUGUCUAGUUUCAUGCAGUGAUAUAUUGACAUCACCUACUAGCCAGAGGCAGGGCAUUUACCACACCUCUGGAAAUAAUUUUGGCUGAAGGUGGCCAAAUUUAAGGUCCAAUCACAGCUCUGAGUUGGGACCAGUGAGGAUCUCCAUCCACCUCAGUGGAAGCUCCAGGAGGGAUUCCCUUUAAUCUUGUGCCCACCUUCUCUUUAAGCAACCAAGUGGGGGCACAAUCUAGCCUAUAAAAAGUUAGUUAAACUAUUCAUACUUUAAGGAUUUAUUUAAGUGUUUGUAUAAAUUUAAUAAAUAGACUUUUCUAAAUUACAGUCAUUUACUUUUUUCUUGGGCAUAUUUUAUUUUCACAUAUUUAAAAAAUAUCAAGGGAAAAAACUUUUUAAACUCAGUCUCCAAGGUUUCCUUUUCAAGAGUGUUUCCUGCCGUAGCUGUGUCAAUUACAAAGCGAAAUGAAAGACACAGCAUUUUGGUUGAAGGCAGUUUGCAGCAAAGACUUCACAAUCCCCAGGGGCUUCCAAUGAUUUUACAUUGAUUUUUAAAUCAGUUGAAAACACCGCCAAUACAUUUUUUUCUCCAAUGUUUUCCCUCCCUUUUACGGAUUAUUAUUAUUCACACAGCUCCCAAAAUGUGAUAGACACUUUACAUAGACAUGACUGGUCUCUGCUUCAAAGAGUUUACAAUCGAAACUGAAGAUGCAGACAAAAAUGGGAGUAAGGAAGUAACAAAGAAAAUUAAUUCUUGCCCACUUGUCCCAACAACAUUCCCACUGAACUGUUCUCUAUCUUAUCAUUUUAAAUCUCUUGUUAUAUGUGGAGAUUGUAGGGAUGCUUCAAGGCAAGGCUGCCUAACACUUUCUAUUAUAAGACCUUUUUUUUCAGUUGCUUAUAACUUCGCCAAACUUUAGGCUGAAAUUUCUCAUACUGGAUGUCUGCCUCAGGUUGAUUCUUUUUGGAUCCUUAUGGCAAAAAUAGUUCAGCUGUUUCUCAGAACAAGGUUAGGGACAUAUAGAUUGUUUUGCCCUCAUUAAAAACAUUCUUACAACUGUUUCAGUGUGAAGCUUCAGUAUCUCCAUGGUUUAGAGCAGGGACAUGAAAUUUGCUGAAGGGGGAAGUGCAUUUUUCUGUACCCAUAAAAAUAUACCCAAAUUUGGCAUAAUUAUAGGUCUCCGAAAAACCAGAAUUCACACAUGCUCAGUAGAGAAUUGUUAGAUUUUGGCAACUAAAUUCUCUAAAGAUUCCAUCUGUUCCAAGUAUGCUGCAGCCUGGGGCAGCAGGGGCUGAGAAGAACUUUUCUGUAAUUGUGCUUCAUGGCUGCCAGCAUCCACUGUGGCACCAGACACCGGAACGGAAACCUAGGGAAACACUCUCAGCUGUACUCACAAUGUUCCUGCAUUAUUGCUUCCUCAUGUGCAGAUUCCUAGAAUAUCAGUUUCAUGGGUAGUGUUAGUCUAUAGAGUGUAACUUUUUAGCCAUAACUGAACAUUUUUAUUCCAAGCUGAACACACAGAAUUUGAUGGCAAAUUACUCAGUUCCUCGGAGGAGAGAGUGAAGGGAAAAGGCAGUUAGGAAAGAGCUAUUGACCUCCACAUCUGUUUUUUUUUCAUAAGGUACCAGACAGUUUAUGCAAAGGUUACUGCAGACACAGAGUCAAGGUCUCUAACAUGACAAACCCAAUCUUAUCUCCCUGGCCUGUCAGAUUGACUAAAACUGGUUUUAGUCAAUCCUAUCUCUAACCACUAUAAACCACCCUCCUUUUCCAGAACUGGAGAUAGACUCCAAGAUUCCUGAUCAUCAGUAUUCUACUGCUAACUAGGAAAUAGUUGCAUAACCCACUGGGAAAAUGCAUGUUAAGUCCUCCUCCACUGGGUGGUCUACAAAAGGGUUGUUACUCCUGUAGCUCAAUAGUAAGGCUCUAAGAUAGGAAUCUGAAGAUCAGUAAGUUCAAACCCUGCUGAUCUGUGUGGGAGGAUUGAAUAGUUGCAUGUGCUUCAUACAUACGGAGAGACCACCGCUUUAAAACAGAUUUUGUACUUUGAAACUAUGUUGCGCUGUACACUAUGAUUUGAAUCACCAAAAUACUUAUGUUUUGUUUCUGGAAAGAAAGUCUCCUAAAACAGGUUUCUUUCAAAAGGGGAGGUUUGUUCACACAGCUUUCCCAAUAAAGCAUCCCUUUUAUGCUCAUGAUUUUUCCAUGUUUGGACUGUUUUGAAUUUGUUUCUAAAACAUUGUUUUCCUAUUAGACAUACUCCCAGGAGAAGACUUUCCAGACCUCCCAUUUAAAUCUGAUUGGUAAAAAUGAGUAGAUGAUGAGCCUUAGUGCACUGAGCUACCAUACCAACAAUAGAGUGUAGCCAUGAUGGCACAGCAGCCAGAGGACCUAGCUGCCCUGAGAAUGUGCCUAGUGUCUUAGACAGGAACUUACUUGGGGUAGCUAGCCACUCUGACUGCUAUGACCACACUCUGUUCUUAGCAUGCUAGCUUGAUCAGAGCUAGCACAAGUAUGUCUCCUCAAGCUGGGAAUUACACCCCAGCUCAAAGUUCAGACAUUCUUUUAGGAGAAUGAUUUAAGCCUUUUCCUUCUUCUUCCCUCCCUCCAAGUACCAAACACUUUCUUUGUGCAUGUUUUAUGUAUCGAAAUGUAGCAUUAAAAGCCCAUAAUUUCCUGGGGUCCAUCUCUGGCCAUUUUGCACCAUUUCCAUGCAACUCAGUUGAAGGUAGGUAGAGUGGAGAGAAAUGGUGCAUUUGUUCCCUCUCUAGCUGUAGCCCAGGUAGUACAGUAGGUAAGUGUUAUGAAAGGUCAGGGGUAGGGAGAGACUGACCAUUUUAAAAUCAAAUACACAAAUAGGAAACUAUGAGGAGUGUUGAGCACUGCUGCAGGAGAGGGACAAAGGUAGCUCUGAGUCUGUGCUCUCCCAGUCCUGGGGCUGCUUUAUGCCAGGCUAGUCCCAUGGUACAUGUAAGAAGAGCCUAUUCUAAUUGCUUUGGCUGCCUGUUGCUCCAAAAAGCCAUUAUGGCAGCCCAGAAUUGCCAGGGUUCAGGAUGCCUUAGCCAAGCCCCUUGCACUCUACAAACUGAUUUAGUGUAUCUACCACACUCAUUGAUUUCCCUUAU